AAAGUUCAAGCUAAACUAAAAAAUCGCCAUCAAUGCUCCAAUCAUGUCCCUAAGAAUGACAUCUUGUCGGAAGUGCUUUCAUUUUGCCGAUUACUUUAUCGGCCCGUCGUGGCGUAAAUCACGACCAAGGCCCGGGGCCAGGGGCUACUACUACGACAGCGGGACGCCCCGAGGCGCCGAGCCGGGUGAGGCGACUCGUGUCCGGGUUGUGGACCUCCGCAGCGACACGGUGACCAAGCCUGGGGCGGCGAUGCGUCGGGCCAUGGCCGAGGCCGAGGUCGGGGACGAUGUGAUGGGGGAAGACCCGACGGUUAACGAGUUGCAGAAGAUCGCAGCCGACAUGUUUGGGAUGGAAGCCGCGCUGUUCAUCCCCACUGGAACCAUGAGCAACCUCAUCGCAGUGAUGGUGCACUGCAGGGAGCGCGGCGAUGAGAUGAUCGUGGGCGACCUGUCCCAUCUACACAUCUACGAGCAAGGAGGGAGCGCACAGCUGGCCGGCGUCCACGCCACCACAGCCACCACCUUUGCCGACGGCACCUUUGACCUGGACCAGCUGGAGUCGAAGAUUCGCCACGACUACCCGGACCCGCACUACCCGCGCUCACGCCUCAUCUGUGUGGAGAACACGCACAACAUACAAGGCGGACGCGUGAUGCCGCUGCACUUCCUGCAGGAGGUGCGGGCUCUUGCUGACAAAUACUCCCUGGCGGUCCACAUGGACGGAGCCCGGCUGAUGAACGCCGCAGUGGCGCUGGGGGUGUCGGCGUCCGCCAUACUGCAGCACACACACACUGUUAGCGUGUGUCUCUCCAAGGGACUAGGGGCCCCGGUGGGAACCAUGCUAGCCGGCCCCAAAGACUUCAUAUCCCGGGCGCUGAGGUGUCGUAAAGCCCUUGGUGGCGGGAUGCGUCAGGCCGGCGUACUUGCGGCGGCGGGAAAACUCUCUUUGCUGGAGAUGGUUGGAAGACUACAAGAAGAUCACGACGAGGCAAAAAUGUUUGCCCAAGCUCUGCAGAACUGUGAGCCGGCUCUGUUUGCCGUGGACACGGCCGCCGUGGAGACCAACAUUCUGCGUUUCCAAAUCCAAGAGCCCACCUUGAGUCCCUCGGAGUUCUGUAGACGCAUGGCCCGGGUCGGCGAGGGAGAGGAGGACGCACUGGGGCAGGGGGUUCAAGUCCUCAUGUAUCCCCAUUUUGGGAAUUGCGUUCGAGCCGUCUGGCAUGUGGGGAUAUCGCCCGAGGACACGCGGCUGGCCAUCCGGAAGAUGCACUUUGUGGCCCGGCAAUACUCCAAGAAAAAACAGAGGGGAUUGUAAAACAUUUUUGCAGAAAAUCGACGCACAACUUGGGGACUUCUGUAGUGUAAGGGUCGAAGAAUGUCAGCACAGGUGCAGUAGUGAGUGUUUCCUUCAGUCUCGUGCCUGGACGUCCACUUGAACUCUGUGUCAUUGUGAAGGAGUUCACGAAUGCAGGAUGUUUUCACAGCAAGCUUUGGGAUGAAUUUGCCAACAUAGUUGACCACGCCCAAUAUAUACGCUGUACACCUGUGUAUUUUUUCCUCAUCAGGUUGAACGUCAUGUGCACUGAGCUUGUCUCCCAGAAAAACUAUUUCUGACACUCCAAACUGGCACUUCUUUUUGUUUAAUUUGAGUCCACAUUUUUGUACUCUUUCCAACACUUUGGUCAGCCUUUCGUUGUGUUCUUUUGCUGUUCUUCCCCACACAGCAAUGUCGUCGAUGUACACUCGCACGCCUUCCAAGCCUCCAAUGAUAUGUUCCGUUGCUCUAUGGCAUGGGUGUCAAACUCUCAAAAUUUGGCCCGCCGUGUAAUUUCACUUGGCCCUUGAGGCGAUAUCAAAUUAACACUAAAGCUGGCCCGCCGAUUAUAUAUUGCGACGGUGCCACGGUAACACCGCAUUCACCACUAAUUCUAAUACUUGCCAACCCUCCUGGGAGUCUUCCAAGCUUCAGCACCCCUCCCGAAAAUCGUCACGUAAAAGCAGUCCAACGAUAGCUGGCCCAGUCACAUAACAUGUGCGGCUUCUGCACGCACACACAAUUGAAUGCAAUGCAUACUUGGUCAACAGCCAUACAGGUCACACUGAGGGUAGUCGAAUAAAAAACUUUAACACUGUUACAAAUAUGCGCCACACUGUGAAUCCACACCAAACAAGAAUGACAAACACAUUUCGGGAGAACAUCCGCACCGUAACACAACAUAAACACAACAGAACAUAUACCCAAACCCUUUGUCGCACUAACUCUUCCGGGACGCUACAAGGUGUGUGUGUAUGGGGGGGAGGUUUGGUGGUAGCCGGGGUUUAUUUUGUAGCGUCCCGGAAGAGUUAGUGCUGCAAAGGAUUCUGGGUAUUUGUUCUGUUGUUCAUUUUUUAAAUGUUUUUAUUUUUUAUAAAUGGCUGUGAUGAUAAUGUCAAUGAGGGAUUUCUAAUCACUACUAUGUUGGAAUUCUUAUUAAUAUUGAUACUGUUGUUGAUAUUAUUCAUUUUUGUUUGACUACCUUUUUUGUUUUGUGUCAUGUUUGUGUGUCCUCAAUUGCUCUGUUGAUUGCUAUUCCUGAAUGUUGCUGGGCCGGUUUUGGAAUUGGAAUUGUAUUAAUAUUGUAUUAUUGUGUAUUAUUUUGUUGGAUUGAUUAAUAAAUUAAUAAUAAAAAAAAUAAACGAGUUUGACAUUAGUGCAAAGUUCUGCACGCACACACAAUUGAAUGCAACGCAUACUUCGUCAACAGCCAUACAGGUCACACUGAGGGUAGUCGAAUAAAAAACUUUUAACACUGUUACAAAUAUGCGCCACACUGUGAAUCCACACCAAACAAGAAUGACAAACACAUUUCGGGAGAACAUCCGCACCGUAACCCAACAUAAACACAACAGAACAUAUACCCAAACCCUUUGCCGCACUAACUCUUCCGGGACGCUACAAGGUGUGUGUGUAUGGGGGGGAGGUUUGGUGGUAGCCGGGGUGUAUUUUGUAGCGUCCCGGAAGAGUUAGUGCUGCAAAGGAUUCUGGGUAUUUGUUCUGUUGUGCGACACUAUUGUUCAUUUUUUAUAAAUGGCUGUGAUGAUAAUGUCAAUGAGGGAUUUCUAAUCACUACUAUGUUGGAAUUCUUAUUAAUAUUGAUACUGUUGUUGAUAUUAUUCAUUUUUGUUUGACUACUGUUUGGAUUGUUUUGUGUCAUGUUUGUGUGUCCUCAAUUGCUCUGUUGAUUGCUAUUCUGAAUGUUGCUGGGCCGGUUUUGGAAUUGGAAUUGUAUUAAUAUUGUAUUAUUGUGUAUUAUUUUGUUGGAUUGAUUAAUAAAUUAAUAAUAAAAAAAACAAA
This is a messenger RNA of Nerophis lumbriciformis (worm pipefish), 3334 nucleotides long. It is a transcript of the gene tha1, whose product is annotated as threonine aldolase 1. NCBI's taxonomy places the organism in Eukaryota, Metazoa, Chordata, Actinopteri, Syngnathiformes, Syngnathidae. The record is from RefSeq and is a predicted model, not a curated record. Gene Ontology annotation, biological process: glycine biosynthetic process; L-threonine catabolic process. Gene Ontology annotation, molecular function: L-allo-threonine aldolase activity. Gene Ontology annotation, cellular component: cytosol.